Molecule: messenger RNA, 465 nt
Organism: Oikopleura dioica
Lineage: Eukaryota; Metazoa; Chordata; Appendicularia; Copelata; Oikopleuridae
Source: the annotation of a GenBank genome assembly
AUGAAUGAUGAGGGACUGGAUGAAGAUAGCAAAGACGAUUUGCUGAGGACUUUGUUUUCAGAUGAAAAUCAAGAAGAUGAUCAUUGGGAUGCCGAUUCUGGCGAAGCAAAGGACCCGACUGGACUCGAUCCGGAUUUUAGAGAGGCGUUGAAGACAAACGAGGAGUUUAGAAUAUGGUUUGCUCUCAUGGCCGCAUUUGCCGCCCUCAUUGGCCUUGGCCUUCUGUACAUAUUCGCGCAGAUUUUCAUCUUCAAGAAGGAAAGAUUCUGGUUCUUCUCGAAUAUGGGAUACUUUAGCGGCGAAUUGUCGCAAAUAUCCCGUUUGGGUCGACCGGCAAAUGCACAGUCAUCUGAAAUGGCGAGCGAAAAGCCGCCCGAAUAUGAUGAUGUCGUCAAACCCCCAAGCUAUGAAGAAAUAAUGAGUUCAAAUCGACAAGAAUGCGAAAUAAGCACUGCCACUGUGUAA